AUGGCGAACCACCUCGAAUUUGACAUCUCAUAUGGCGCGAUUACUCCAUACUAUGUACAAUCCCCGUAUAGCAGCCGGCUACCGCCCGGCAGAAAAGGCGGGCUUGGCAUCGAAAAAGCGUCGCCGGCGCGAUUUUGGCCAUCUCCGUCCGUCUCGGUCCUCCCCAAAGUCAUCCAGAUCCUCCGCCUUCUUACAAUUCUUUACCAUGUUGGGAGGUUAUGGUCUCAGUGGACGCGGCGUUAUGCCCGUCGUGGCCCGCCAACGGUUCAAUGCCUUUUCUCGUUCCAGCCGAUCGGUUCGUCGUUGGCCGUCCUUUUCGCCAGUGUCCAGUGCAAGGUUGACUUUGUCCUACAGAUGUCCUCAUUCCGCUCGCAGGCCCUGAGAACCGCCACCCCUUAUGGCCAGGCAAGUAAGAUUCUGGCUGGAACUCGCUCCUGGCGGCCUGCAGCCGCGAUUGCCGGAGUGGCCGUCGCCCGCUUCAAUUCCACCUCGGCCCCUUCGACCACCACUUUCCCGACUGCUGAGAGUGAUCCCUCCGCCUUGAAGCCUUCGGACUCAUUUGAGUUGGACGUGUCGGACCUUUCCGCGGUUGACAUUAAUGCGAUCCCGGAACAGAUUGGGUAUCUGAAGCAGCUGGGGUUGGAUUUCGGCUGGGGCACUUCCUCCAUUGUCGAAUGGUUAAUUGAGCACUUCCAUGUUGCCGCGGGUCUCCCCUGGUGGGGUGGCAUCGUCGCCACUGGUAUUUUCAUUCGUUUGGCCCUUUUGGGUCCAAUGCUUUCGGCCGUGGAUGCCAGCACAAGGCUCAACAAUAUCAAGCACCUUACCGGUCCGGUUCGGAAGGAGAUGAUGAUGGCCCACAAAAGGAAUGAUACGGUGGAAUCGACCAAGAAACGGGCCGAGCUGAGCAGGCUGCACUCAUCACACGGUGUCGCUCCCUGGAAGGCGAUGAUCCCGAUGGCUCAGAUCCCCUUGGGAUUUGGCUGUUACCGAGUUGUCAACAACAUGUGCGGGUUGCCGGUGCCCGGAUUGGCCACGGAAUCUGUUGCCUGGCUGCAGGACCUCACUGUCGCCGAUCCAUACUUCAUCCUCCCAAUCGUCUCAGCCGUCUGCAUGCAUCUCACUCUCAAGAAAGGUGGAGAUACGGGUACGAGCCCACUGGCAGACUCGUCACUUAAGAAUGCUGUCUUCUUCGGUCUGCCCUUGUUAUCAUUCGCAUUCAUGGCUAGCUUCUCGGCCGCCCUCCAGCUCUACUUCACCACCACCGGUGUGUUUGCUCUGGGACAAACCUACCUAGUUAGCUCUCCCAGCUUUCGGAAAAUGGUCGGCAUCACCCAGGUGGACCCAAACGCCCCGAACUACGACUUGGUGGGCACGAUCAAAAACGAUCUUCGCAUGAUCGACGAAGAAUACAAAGCGCGAGUUGCCAAGCUGGCAGCUGAAAUCGAGGCGGCUGAGCGCCAAAGGUUGAGUUUCAUUGACCGCACCAUCGGGGAUGUCAAGGAGAGUGGGCUUCAGAUGAAGAAGGAAAUGCAAGAGAAGAUUGAAGAGUAUCGUGGCACUGGACCCGCUACGAAUGCGGAUGGGUCUGUCGCCGGGCCCCCAAGACUCAGUGAGAAGGACCGCAAGUUGGCGGAUGACUACGAGAGACGGAGGCAGGAGGAGGAGGAAUGGAGGCGUGAGGAGCGGAAUCAUGCCCGCCGCGAGGCUCAUCAGAGGGCCAUGGCCCAGCAGCGGCAAAAGGCUCAGGAGAGCUUCAAACCGGCAUCCAAAGCCAACCGGCCGUGA
Molecule: messenger RNA, 1785 nt
Organism: Aspergillus sclerotioniger CBS 115572
Lineage: Eukaryota; Fungi; Ascomycota; Eurotiomycetes; Eurotiales; Aspergillaceae
Product: membrane insertase OXA1
Exons: 2
Coding region: 1-1785 (594 amino acids)
Biological process (GO): protein insertion into mitochondrial inner membrane from matrix; mitochondrial respiratory chain complex IV assembly
Cellular component (GO): mitochondrial inner membrane
Molecular function (GO): membrane insertase activity
Source: RefSeq, a predicted model, not a curated record